Zingiber officinale is the source of this 1007-nucleotide messenger RNA. RefSeq names its product GATA transcription factor 16-like. NCBI's taxonomy places the organism in Eukaryota, Viridiplantae, Streptophyta, Magnoliopsida, Zingiberales, Zingiberaceae. The coding region runs from base 75 to 725 and encodes 216 amino acids. The record is from RefSeq and is a predicted model, not a curated record. Gene Ontology annotation, molecular function: zinc ion binding; sequence-specific DNA binding. Gene Ontology annotation, biological process: regulation of DNA-templated transcription. The transcript is spliced from 2 exons.
GUAAAAAGAAAACCUUUCGUGUUGCGGGGGAAUAUUUGAGCACUGAGGGAGUGAGACUGGCGAGCUGUGCUCCAAUGACCUCGACGGCGAUCGCGAAUGGUAGCCCUAGGGAUUGGGAGUCCGGUGGCGGUUUCCGAUGUGCGAAUGGCGGCUGCGAUCGCGCGAAGGCGGCGAGGUGGGUCAAGGCAGAGCAGGAGCCGGCGGCCGCUAGAUCUCCAGCGAGAACCUGUGCCGACUGCAGCGCAUCGGAGACGCCGUUGUGGCGGGGCGGUCCUGAAGGGCCUAAGUUUUUUUUUUUACUUGGGGCUUAUCGAUCGAACUCGCAAUCAGCGAUUGUUUCUUCUUCGGAUCGCGACCUGAUAACCCUCCAAAUCCAACCCUACAAACUACUCAAAAUGCUCGGAUGUUUUCGGCAGUCUCUCUGCAACGCGUGCGGGAUUAAGUACAGAAAGAGGAAAAAGGCACUCGAACCUGCAGCCCGCGGAAAUCCCAAUAGACCGACCAGAUCCGGCGGCCAGAUGAGGGAGGCGCCUUGCCCGGAGGAGUUAAAGAAGAGACAGCGAUCGAAGCAGGAGAGGAUGCUGAAGCUGCUGCUCAUGCAGCACGAGAAACGGCGAGGCAGGAGUGAGGAGGUGAAGAGCGCAACGGCGGAGCACGGCGAAGACGUGGAGGAGGCUGCCCUCCUCCUGAUGUCACUCUCCUCUGGUCUCUCUCUCCAUUCCUAGCACUGCCGCCGCUUCCUUUUUGAGAGUACUAGUUGCAGUACUCUCUUUCCAUGUAGUUUCUAGUUCAAACAAGAAGAAGAGACAACAAAAAUGGGAAAACAAAUAUCAAAAGUCCCAGUUUUUGUGCCAUUAAGGUUAGACCUGAUUCUCCGGUAAAUGGCUGAAGAGUUUAAUUUAGAUUUACUUGGGAGGAUGGAAACUGAGGAAAAAUUAAUUUCCAUCGCGUAAAACUUUUACUUUGUAAAACAAUGGAUUAUAUUCCUUUUAUCUUAUUUACUCAAU